AGUAACUAAAGCAAUUCGAUGACCGGUUCGGUUUUCAGAACCUUGCAAACCAGUCUCUCUAGUCUCCCCUUUCAAUUUCACUGCAGAGCGGCAGAGGUUGUACCAAAGCUCUUCCCAUUCUUCCUUGAAAACCCUAGUUUUCAUCGCGCCGCCGGUGGCCUCACCAUCGCCGCCUGGUUCAUCGUGGUUGUUCGCCGUUCCUCCUGGUUUAUCUUGCUCGAAGGCCCCUGCCGUUCGCCCAACGCCAGCGUCUCCAGGUUCUGCUCCGCCGUCUUCCAUCCGUCGUGUUCAUCGCCAGCUCACCAGCGUUCGUGGCCAGAUCCCCGUCGUCCGUCGCCAGCUCGCCAGUGUUCGUUGCCAGCUUCCCGUCGUCCGUCGCUCUCCCGCAAAUCUCUGGUCACUGCCCUCGCCGAAGGCAAUGCCUCGGAUGCUCAGUUAGUGCUCACUGCUUCUUGAUAAAUUUCAAUUCUGUUACUGGCUUACUAGCUUGUUCUUACUUGUUCUAGAUGGUUUACAUACAUUUGGCAUAACAUGCACUUGAACAAAUGGGAUCAAGCAGCUUUCUGUGGAAUUUUACCAAGAAGUUUGUCACAUUUGGGAUCAUUACUGUUACUGUGUCUGAUCGUUAUGUAACAGUGGUUCCAGUUCGGGGUGGCUCUAUGUCUCCCACACUUAAUCCAAAAACCAGCUCUUUUGCAGGAAACUUCUCUGAUGAUUAUGUCUUGGUUGAGAAGUUUUGCAUUGACAAAUACAAAUUUUCACAUGGAGAUGUUGUGGUCUUCAGUUCCCCAUUGAAUCACAAGGAGAGACACAUAAAGAGAAUAGUUGCAUUAUCUGGUGAAUGGUUUAGUAGUCGUCAGAACUAUGAUGUGUUGAAGGUUCCAGAAGGACAUUGUUGGGUUGAGGGAGAUAAUGCGGCUUUUAGCAUGGAUUCAAAGUUAUUUGGAUCUAUUCCUUUGGGCCUCAUACGAGGAAGGGUGACCCAUGUUGUGUGGCCUCCACAAAGAAUAGGCGCCAUCCAGAGUCCUCCACGAGAAGGAUUAUCUUCUUUAUAGUUGGAUCCUGAUGAUGCUGUUGCCAGGCCUCCUCAAAGUGCAGAAUUUUGUGAGGAGAAUCCUUCUUGGAGUAUUCUUUUCUCUUCCCUAAUUUUGUUUUAAUCGGACACAGAAACCAUUCUUUGCUCCAUUUGUUUCGCUUUGCGGAGGAGAGUUACUAUAAUUCAUUUGUUAAUUGGAUUAUAGUAUAACCGUUUAACCCUUCAAUUUUUUUAUUUUUAUUUUUCCCGGAACCGAGCAAUUAAUCAAAAUAGAAAUGAGAUGAAUGAUAUGUUGCUCGUUUUUUAGCAGAAGAGAUUAAGAUGGUAAUGUUCAAAAUUGAUACUUCUAGUC
This is a messenger RNA of Arachis ipaensis, 1388 nucleotides long. The record is from RefSeq and is a predicted model, not a curated record. NCBI's taxonomy places the organism in Eukaryota, Viridiplantae, Streptophyta, Magnoliopsida, Fabales, Fabaceae.